Molecule: messenger RNA, 1922 nt
Organism: Myodes glareolus (Bank vole)
Lineage: Eukaryota; Metazoa; Chordata; Mammalia; Rodentia; Cricetidae
Gene: Tmem259
Product: transmembrane protein 259
Biological process (GO): positive regulation of ERAD pathway; response to endoplasmic reticulum stress
Cellular component (GO): endoplasmic reticulum
Source: RefSeq, a predicted model, not a curated record
CCAACCCGCUCAUCAACGUGCGCGACCGGCUCUUCCACGCGCUCUUCUUCAAGAUGGCCGUCACCUACUCGCGCCUGUUCCCGCCUGCCUUCCGCCGCCUCUUUGAGUUCUUCGUUCUGCUCAAGGCCCUCUUUGUGCUUUUUGUGCUGGCCUACAUACACAUUGUCUUCUCCCGGUCGCCCAUCAACUGCCUGGAGCAUGUUCGAGACCGAUGGCCGAGGGAGGGCGUCCUGCGGGUAGAGGUGCGUCACAACUCAAGCCGGGCACCGGUGGUCCUGCAGUUCUGUGAUGGGGGGCUCGGCGGCCUGGAGCUGGGGGAGGAGGAGGAGGAGGAACUGACCGUGGAAAUGUUCAACAACAGCUCCAUCAAGUUUGAGCUGGACAUCGAGCCCAAGGUGUUCAAGCCUCCAGGUGGCACCGAUGCCCUGAAUGACAGCCAGGACUUCCCUUUCCCUGAGACGCCAACUAAAGUGUGGCCACAGGAUGAGUACAUUGUAGAGUACUCGCUGGAGUACGGCUUCCUGCGGCUGUCACAGGCCACACGCCAGCGCCUGAGCAUCCCUGUCAUGGUGGUCACCCUCGACCCCACCCGGGACCAGUGCUUUGGAGACCGCUUUAGCCGACUCUUGCUGGACGAGUUCCUGGGUUAUGAUGACGUCCUCAUGUCCAGUGUGAAGGGCCUAGCUGAGAAUGAGGAGAACAAGGGUUUCCUGAGGAAUGUGGUGUCUGGGGAGCAUUAUCGCUUUGUCAGCAUGUGGAUGGCGCGCACGUCCUACCUGGCGGCCUUCGUCAUCAUGGUCAUCUUUACUCUCAGCGUGUCCAUGCUGCUGCGCUACUCGCACCACCAGAUCUUCGUCUUCAUCGUGGACCUGCUGCAGAUGCUGGAGAUGAACAUGGCCAUCGCCUUCCCCGCAGCGCCCUUGCUGACCGUCAUCCUGGCCCUCGUCGGGAUGGAGGCCAUCAUGUCUGAGUUCUUCAACGACACCACCACGGCCUUCUACAUCAUCCUCAUCGUGUGGCUGGCCGACCAGUAUGAUGCCAUCUGCUGCCACACCAACACCAGCAAGCGGCACUGGCUGAGGUUCUUCUACCUGUACCACUUUGCCUUCUACGCCUACCACUACCGCUUCAACGGGCAGUACAGCAGCCUGGCCCUGGUCACCUCCUGGCUCUUCAUCCAGCAUUCCAUGAUCUACUUCUUCCACCAUUACGAGUUGCCGGCCAUCCUGCAGCAGAUCCGCAUCCAGGAGAUGUUGUUGCAGACGCCACAGCUAGGCCCCGGGACCCCCACAGCGCUGCCUGACGACCUCAACAACAACUCUGGCUCCCCGGCCGCCCCCGAUCCUGGUCCACAGCUUGCGCUAGGCCCCAACUCCAGUUCCGCUCCCGCCGGCGGGUCAUCUGGGCCUGGCUCGCUGGGCGCCACGGCCUCAGUAUCCGGCAGUGACCUGGGUUGGGUGGCCGAGACGGCUGCCAUCAUCUCGGACGCGUCCUUCCUGUCUGGGUUGAGCGCCUCGCUGCUGGAGCGGAGGCCGGCGGCCCCUAGCAACCCAGACAGCGCGCGCCCUGACCCCGGGGUCCCUCAGGAGGAUUCGCCUGCGCCUGCCGGGUCCUGAGAACUACGACUUGCCCGGCUCCCGGCGGGGCCGCGGCCGGAGCCUGAGAGAGCUGUGGUCUGCAGGGAGAGGGGCUGGCGGUGAAGGUUCUGGAAGCGGCCGGGACAGGGCAGCGAGGUGCGGUGGGCGCGUGGCCGCCGGCCGCCUGGUGCUCACCAGUGCCUUCCACACGGCGCCCGCGCGGGGCCGAGCGCCCGGGUCCGGACUCGCAGGUGGCGGCUCAGGACGCGGGGCACACAUUCUACGCUAUUUAAUUGCAGUGUACAGAGUCGUGUUUGUAUAUAGAAUAAACUGUCGUGGACAGCG